CGGAAUUGCACUAUAGGUACAUCUGAAGAAAGGGAAGAAAGAGAAGAGCUGCUCAGCUAGUUUCCAAACAGAGAAACCAAAGACAGAGAUCACAAUAAUUAAUAUGGGGAGAGGCAAGAUUGUGAUCCGAAGGAUCGACAAUUCGACGAGCAGGCAAGUGACGUUUUCGAAGCGAAGAAAUGGGCUGUUGAAGAAGGCUAAGGAGCUUUCAAUUCUUUGCGAUGCUGAGGUUGGGUUGACCAUCUUCUCCAGCACUGGCAGGCUCUAUGAUUAUGCUAGCACUAGCAUGAAAUCAGUUAUUGAUCGCUAUAACAAGCUCAAGGAGGAACAUCAUCAACUGUUGAAUCCCGCUUCUGAAGUCAAGUUCUGGCAAAGGGAGGCAGCAAGCUUGAGGCAACAGUUGCAGUACUUGCAAGAAUCCCACAGGCAAUUAAUGGGAGAAGAAUUGUCUGGAUUGAGCGCAAAAGAUCUGCAGAACCUGGAGAGCAAACUGGACAUGAGUUUGAAAGGUGUCCGGUUGAAGAAGGAGCAGAUAUUGAAUGAAGAAAUAAAAUACCUGAACCAGAAGAGAAAUCUCAUACAUCAAGAGAACAUAGAACUCUAUAAGAAGCUGGACUUGAUAGGCAAAGAGAACGCUAACCUCCAAAGAAAGGCCUAUGGAACAAGGGAUGUGGCUGAAGAAAACAAAGCCUCUGAACCUCAUUUUACCAUUACUAAUGAAUUUCAGUUGCAUGCACCCAUCCAUCUCCAGCUAAGCCAACCACAGAAUCAUACUGAGCCUCAGAACAAUCUACCAGCAAAUGCAAUCAAAUUAGGAUUGCAACUACAUUAGCGGCCGGGGUUGUUUCAAUGCUGCGGAUUGCAAUCCAUCAUUCUACUGUCAACUCCACUCAAGUUAAAAUCUAUCUUCAAGGACUGAUGAGAUGGCAUACUUUCAUAUGAAAUGUUCAUGAAGCAAAGCUUAGUUUGAAUUUCUGUACAAGAGAUAAAGCAUGUACGUAGAAUGUACGUUUGUGUAAUAAUUGGGAGAAAUAAUGUGUUAUUUUUUCUGUAUUAAUUAAGGAUGUGCAGUGGUCAAAUGUUGUAUCUGUAUCACUAUUCAUGAAUAAUAAAGACCUA
This is a messenger RNA of Argentina anserina (silverweed cinquefoil), 1119 nucleotides long. RefSeq names its product MADS-box transcription factor 23-like. The transcript is spliced from 9 exons. Bases 104 to 832 code for a protein of 242 amino acids. Gene Ontology annotation, molecular function: RNA polymerase II cis-regulatory region sequence-specific DNA binding; protein dimerization activity; DNA-binding transcription factor activity, RNA polymerase II-specific. The record is from RefSeq and is a predicted model, not a curated record. Gene Ontology annotation, cellular component: nucleus. Gene Ontology annotation, biological process: positive regulation of transcription by RNA polymerase II. NCBI's taxonomy places the organism in Eukaryota, Viridiplantae, Streptophyta, Magnoliopsida, Rosales, Rosaceae.